UCCACUGUGAGCAGAUGAAAGCCAGCCACCCCCUCGUCUUCCUAUGGGUGGAGUGAUUGGGCACGGUCACAGAGAGGAGACGGAAAGGCGGUGCACACACACACACGGCGGCCUCACUCACUCACUUGUACUUGCAUAGUGUGAGGAACUGAAGACGGGGAGAGCAGCUGCCUCACACACACAGCAGGCUGUGAGCUGUGAGCAGGGAUGGUGGCAGAGGAGGUUGUGGUCUCCCUGUCUGGGGGAGCCCCGUGGGGCUUCAGGCUGCAAGGAGGAGCAGAGCACCACAAACCACUACAGGUGGCCAAGGUACGCAGACGCAGCAAAGCAUGCAGGGCUGGACUGAAGGAGGAUGAUGAACUGGUUGCUAUUGACGACCACAUGUGCACAGAGCUCAGUCAUGCUCAGGCCAUGAACCUCAUCGAUACACAGAGAGCAACACUUAACCUGAGGGUUAAGAGGGCUCCCACUGGACUGCACUCCUCCUCUCACUCAGGUCGCUCUGUGUCCCCCCGCUCCUCCGUGAGGGUCCUGUCUCCUCCUGUUGCCCCACUGUCCUCCCACCGUCCCUCCGUCCUCUCCCCCACUGGGGGACCCCGGGGCAUUACCUCCCCUCCAGACAGCGAGGCAUACUACGGGGAGACGGAUAGCGAUGCAGACACGCAGACGCACACUCACCGCCGCCAGCGCCGCACGCCCCCUCAUGCACGCUCACCUGGUCGUUAUGACAACCAUGAAGAGGAGGAGACCUCAGAGAUGAGCGGGUAUGAGAGUGCUCCAGACGGAGGGCUUUCCUUGCAGGGGCAGUGGGAGCAGCCAAGGCUAGGAGAGUGCCUUCCUGGCGUCCCACGGAGAGAACUAGUCUACCAGCCCCCUCAGACCGAGUGGGCCACCCCAGUGCACACCCCACACACUCUCACCCCCCACACACUCACCCCAACCCCUGACCAGGGAUUGGUGGAGGCAGAGGGAGAGGGGGACAGUGGCUUCCAGGAGGCAGGGGGCUGCGUAGGGUUGACCUGCCCACCACUAGUGUCUCCUGAACGGGCUAAAGAGGCUCUGAUGCUGGGAUCUGGAAGACAGCUGGUUCCCAUGGUGGGACCACAGCAGAGUCCCAUCAAUGAUGAGCUGUCUACCACCUACAUGGACAAAGCACGGCAAGCUAAGUUGCAGCGUGGGGAGAGUGUAGUGGAGAAGCAGGUGAAAGAAGCUCGUACUAAAUGCCGAUCUAUUGCAUCCUUGCUGACUGAUGCUCCCAACCCCAACUCUAAAGGGGUGCUUAUGUUCAAGAAGCGCCGGCAGAGGGCCAAGAAAUACACACUGACCUGCUUUGGCAAAGUUGAGUCAGACAGAGGAGGGGAAACAGAGGGAGAGACAGGAGGAGAGACAGAGGAGGAGGGAGGAAGCUCAAUCCUAAGUGGCUCAGAACUCGACGAAGAGGGAUUCUCGGGAUCCUUUGACCCCACCUGGGAUAGUGGUUACCUGGACCUGCUGGACAGGAGAAGCUCCGCCUGUCCAUCAACCACUCCAACAACACCAACAGCCAAUCACAACCCAGGACUGGACACCUCAGCCUACCAGAUUCCGGGGCUUGGAACAUCUGUCAAUCAAACCUCAGAGCUGGAGGGUCCAGGAUUGGAUGGCUCGGCCUAUCAGAGCUCAUGGCUGGAGAGCAGCAGCAUCAAACAGCCAUUUAAUGCCCAUCCUGCUCCUAACCCCGCCAGCAUGUCCCCCCCAGCUGUGGCUUUGACCAACGGGGGCACGGUAGCCGUCAGUCGAGCCAGUGUUGUUCUGAACCCGCCCUCUCAGACACCCCUUCCAACUCAAAACGGGCAACACAGCAGCCCCAGUCCCAGUCCUAAUCCUAAUCCUAACCCAAUCCUAAACUCAGAGUAUAACCUGAGCAACAACCUCAGCCCUAAUCCAAGCUCUGUUCUGAACCGCACCGCACGCCCCUUCACCCCCGGCCCUACCUCUGCUCGUGCAUCCGUCACCUCUGUGGUGUUUCGCCCUCCCCAACCUAAGCCCGCCGCCGUAACCACGGCUACCAAACCCGUGGCGGCGGUCUCCAUGGUGACCAUCGCACCUUCUCGCCAGUCGUCAGGGCCGGAUGCGAGGAGAGCGGUGUCUAGCACCUCGCUCUACAUCCCUCCAAGAAAUAGCAACAACUCAUCUGCUGUCACUCCUCCCUCCGUCCACUCCCCUCCUUCAGCGCUCUCGCCUCCCUCCUCCUCCUCCUCCACUGCGCCUUUCUCCCAGCCUCCUGCUAACCCACCACCAUUUUCCCCUCAGAACUCAGUGCAUGCCUCCCCCUUCUCUCCUCCCUCCAUGCCAUUCUCUCCCUCUGCUGCUCCAUCUCUUUCUCCUGCUGCUCAAGGUCCCCCACUCUAUCAGUCACCCGCUCAGCCCUUUUCCCCUGCUGUCCCACAAACUCCACCGUUUCCCUCUCCUCCUGCUCCUAAUUAUCCUCCUGUCUCCCCUGGCAUGUCUGUUCCUCCCUUCUCUCCUCCACAACCCCCUGCUCUGGCCCAGGUCUACAAUCAGGCCCAGCCCUCUCCUCCUCAUCCACACCCUCCUCAUCCUCUCCUCACCCAGCCCCAGCCCCAACCUCCUCCUCCACACCCUCCUCAUCCUCUCCUCACCCAGCCCCAGCCCCAACCUCCUCCUCCACACCCUCCUCAUCCUCUCCUCACCCAGCCCCAGCCCCAGCCCCAACCUCCUCCUCCUCCCUCCUGCAACCCCUACAUCAACAUGACAAGUGCUGCUGCCGUGGCGACCCCAUUGCCUCCUCAACCCCCCGCCUCUGAUUCACUGGCGACGCGUGAGCAGCGCAUCUCCGUUCCCGCCUCCCGCACCGGCAUCCUGCAAGAGGCCCGUCGGCGCGGCAACAAGAAGCCCAUGUUCAGUGCGGUGCAGAACAAGAAGGACGUUUCCCCGAAUCCUGCGCUGCUCUCCAUGCUGCAGAACAUGGAGGACCAGGCUGGGAAGGGCUCCGCGGGACAUGGUGGAUCUGCCGGGGUUGGGGCCGGUGGGGAGGUCGGGCACGAGUCAGGGCCCGAGGAAGACUGGCUGAGGUUGGGCGCGGAGGCCUGUAACUUCAUGCAGAAUCAGCGGGGGCCCAGGCCACCUCCUGUGGCCCCCAAACCACAGGCCCCUCAGCUGCCGCAGCUCGCUGGGAAGGGAGGGCAGCUGUUUGCCCGCCGACAAAGCAGGAUGGAUCGCUAUGUGGUGGAGCGAUCUCCCUCUGUUGCAGCAGCACCCUACUCCCCUGCCCAGACAAGGGAACCCUCACCCACACCUUCCCUCCCUGCCACCUGGAAGUACUCCUCCAACAUCCGCGCUCCACCUCCUAUCAACUACAACCCCUUGGUCUCCCCCUCCUGCCCUCCUAAAGCCCAGAAGUCACAAAAGCCCGAAGUGGCUAAGGCCGGAUCUAAACCAGCAGGGAAAGCAGGCAUGAAGCCUUUGGACAUUAUGAGCCACCAGCCCUACCAGCUCAAUUCCACUCUGUUCAGCUAUGGGGGCGGGGCUCCCAAGAACACCUCCGCCUAUCAGCAGCAGCAAGGAAUGACAGGUAGCUUCCAGCAGGGGCCGAUGAAGACAGCUCGAGUGUGUGAGGUGAAGCGCUUUUCGACGCCCCCUCCCACAGCCACAGGGCCCACCCUCAAAGUCAUCGCCCCUCGCUCAGCCACAACACUAGGAGAGCCACUGUGGCGCUCUGAUGUCACGUCCCCUCCACCUGCACCUGCGUCUGCCGCCUACCAGCCCUAUCAGCCCUAUCAGCCUCAGCCUCAGUGGGCCACCUCGACCCUGUCACCUCAACCUCCCCCCGCCCCGACUGCCCCACUCCCUCAGCUCCCGACCUUCUCCUCUGGUCCAGUCCCAGCUCCUACUUUCUCUCACCUCCAGCCCUCCAGCACUGCCCAGGCCAACAAACAGUUCAAGAGCGCCCCGGAUCUGAGCCCGCGGGGUCCCGCUGCCGCCUCUCAGCCUGCAUCUAACAGCACCCAACAAAUCCGGGUCCCCAGGCCCAGGUUCAGCACUUCCAACCUGGGUUUGCAGCCCUGCGUCUGGCGCCCCGGAUCCAACAUGCACUGAAAAGACGCUGGACACACUAAAGUGACCAGCUACUGCACUGAGGGAACAACAGAGAGCAGAGGCCUUUUGAACAAGUGUUUUCAGUACUUGUAGUAUUAUUAUAAUUCAGGGUGGAAGUUUUAGAUUUUAUCAAUCACAUGUUUAUUCACAUGAUCAUCAGUUUGGAUCAGCCACCCAUGGAGCACAUUUUAUCACUUUUGUGUAACCUUAUGUGCCUUAACUCACUUAUAUAUUAUGUUUGAUAAUAGUUAAAGGGAACACUGUGUUUUGCAAAGGAAAUGGGAAAAAACAUGGUGGAAAGGCGAGGUUAAAAAAAGCGGAUAUCGAUGGCAGAUUGACAUGUUGAGGACAACUGGUAUAAUGUUGUUUUCUGUAAAUAUUGUUUUAACACGAACGAUAAAGAAUUAAGUCUGAAUAGACAGAUAGAAGAAUGGAGGAUGUGCCAAAGACAAGCCUGUGGAGAGAGAGAGAGAGAGAAGUAGUUGAUGAUGGGGAAAAAAGAUGGAAAGAGGGAAGGAGAGGAGACAUCAAUAAAGAGAAACAGUGUCUGAUGAAUUAUAAAAAGCGGGGAUUUAACCUCGCAAACCUGUGUACCUCCUACCUGUUGCCAUCCGAUCCAUUUCACAUGAAAAAACGGUGGCAGUUCACCAGUCUGCAUAUCCUCUCUAAUGUGUUAAUGCCACUGUUAAUGCCUUCACUGUUACACACUUCAAGCAAGAGCCUGCCAGGAUUUGUUUGAUGAUUUUGAGUGUCAUAUUUGUAGUUACACUUUGCAGCAGUGUGUGCUUUGUUGUUGUCGUGGUUUCUUCUUCUGUAGUUAUUCACGGGGUGAGGAGCACCACUGUGAUUAAGGGGAUAAGAGGGAAGCAUUUAAAGGUGUUUAAACUCAAUUUCUGAUCUGUUGAUAAGAAACAAGAGCGAUAUGACAUGUCUGUUCAGCUGCAAUUUUUUUUUUUUUUUUUGCCACAGAGACGCACGGCUGAAUAAAAAUAGGCAUGACUCACCUCAGCUGUCACUUUGUUUCUUCCUGUGUCACCCACGUCACCUCUCACACCAGACCUCUGUAUCUCCUCCCUCCUCCUCCCUCCCUCCCGCUCUAGCUUUUUGCCCCCCUUUUUCUUCUUUCUUACAUGCUUCUACUGACUUCAUUGCUGGGUGAACUGAUUUCUGUGAAUCUCUGAAACCAAGCAGUUUUGAGAUCACUGAUAGUGUCUUCAAAAGCUGGAGUCCAGGCAUCAGGAAAAUCUUUUUAUAACCUUUCACCACAGGGAGGCACUAUGGGCAUUAUCAUGGAGACAUGCUGUACCUCUACACUUUAUGGUCCCCUACCUGGUCUCAUCAGAGAUAUUACACUGCUAAAAUGCUUAGCAAUAAUAAGCACCCCAGGGGAAGACAGAUGGCCUCCGUUUUUUUUUUUUUCUUUUAAUAAUGCUUAAUUGAUUUACACACAUGCAAACAUCAAAACUAUCAGCACACAUUCCACUGUGUAUGCCUGGUUAAAUGAUUCAAAACAAGCAUUUUUGGAUUCUGAUCUGAUAAUUGAUUAUUGCAGGUGUAACCUGGCCUUGUUGGAUUCUUGGCCUACAUUGCAGAGCGGUUUAAUGACAGCAACCUGAUGGCCUUGGAGCUGUGAAACCUAAGCAUGGCCACAGAAUGAGUUCUAACCUAUGACCCCCAGUGGGGAUCAGGUGGCAGACAGCGCUAACUUUAGCCGCUAACUUUAGUCCUGUUCAGGUCCCCACCAGUUUACGUAGCUGCUGUGUUGGUGGAGGGUACAAAAUACAAAAAUUUCCCUGCACCUUUCAGUGUGCAAUAUGCUAUUUUUUUUUAAACUGACACAAGCUGCAAACACACCUGUAGUUAUGACUGUGAAACAGCAGUUGAACCCCUGACCACAUUAAGGAAAUACUUCUAAUUUUCUCCCUUCUUAUUCCUCUCUUUAUUGCUGUUGCUAUCAAGUGUGCAUGCACUCUCACACACUUACACCAACACACACGCACAUACACAGCCUAUUUCACCUAUUUUUGGCGCUGUUAAUCUCCAGCUAUUUGGCCCAGUGCUAAACUCUUAAUUCUGAUGGCUUUUUUACAAUGUGAUUUAGAGUGGAGGGGAAGUGCCACCUCAUGCAACCCAUCUCCUCUCAUCCCUCUAUCAAAUACUCUUUUCUCGCAGUGUGUUUGUGGGUCAACAGAAUAGACAUAAGUGUUUGGGGUCAAGGGUCAGAGGUGAGGGCCAGGUCAGCUGACCAUUCUUGAGGUCGUGUGGCUCCAUUUGAUCAUUUCAUAAGGAGACUAGCUACUUUAUCGUUUCUUUUUGUUACUGUUAUAUUACUA
Molecule: messenger RNA, 6431 nt
Organism: Myripristis murdjan (pinecone soldierfish)
Lineage: Eukaryota; Metazoa; Chordata; Actinopteri; Holocentriformes; Holocentridae
Product: synaptopodin 2-like protein
Exons: 5
Coding region: 208-4098 (1296 amino acids)
Biological process (GO): positive regulation of actin filament bundle assembly
Cellular component (GO): actin cytoskeleton; nucleus; Z disc
Molecular function (GO): actin binding
Source: RefSeq, a predicted model, not a curated record